AAGAAGAAGAGGACCCGGACCAACCAUGGCUACAGCUGAUAGUGGCCUGAAGCCCCUUCAAAAUGCCAUGAAAAUGGCCAAAGUAGCGAUACAGCUGGACGGAGGGAGCAAACAUAAGGAAGCUUACUGUGAAUACCUCCGGACGAUCAACUACAUAUCACAUGCACUUUUGGAGGAAGCUGGGUCACAAAAGGAGAAGGAGAUGGUGGCGGUGGAGGGGGAGCGCAUGUUGAGGUUGGCUGAGCAGUGUUUGGAGCGAGCCAAGUCAUUUAUAGGAAAGAACGCUGACCCCCCUGACCUUUCUGCCUCCGCCUCCACUUCCUCUUGCUGGUCACCUGGCCAAUCACAACCCCAUCAGACCACUGUCCUCCCACCUGCCGUUGCCACAAACACUGUCCCUCCCUCUGACCCUCCUGUUGACGCAGGGCGUAAAGCAACCAGUCCGACAAAGGCCGGUCACCGCAGGGUGCUGUCAGAUGGUGGCGGGGAGCUCUCCCCUUUCCUGCCUCCUGAAGUCUUCCAGAGACUGCAAACAGUGGAGUCACAGGACAGAAGCAAAAAGGAGCUGACACCCAUCGAAGAAGCUUCACGUUUGAACCAGAAGUUGAAAGCCAAUUAUGAAGCUCGUCUGGCAAGGCUCACACCUGGUCAGGCUUACCAGAAGACGUCUUUGACGCUCUCUCUCCAGCGUCAGAUGAUGGAGAACCUCAUCAUAGCCAAAGCCAGGCAGGAUGCUCUUCAGCGGAAGAUGGAGGAGAGAAGACUAAGGCUACAGGAAGAGGCCAACAGGAGAUUUGCAGCGUCUGGAGCAAUGACAACAGAGGAGCAAGAGCAGCGCGUUCUCUAUACCAAUGUGCUGGAAUAUGAGCAAGACCAUGAUUGGCCCAAACUAUGGAAAGCUAACCUGAAGAAGAAUCCUGAUGAUGUCACUUUAGUAUCAGGCCUAGUCUCCUACCUGCUCAGCCGGUCUGACCACCCAGUGGUGAAGCUGCUGAGGAAACACCAGUAUCGGGUUUACAACAAGCUCUACCCCAUCAUCAGUAAAGGUCUCCCCCAGAGUCCUGCAGUGCCACUGAGACCUUCUCGCAGUACUCACAACCUGCUUCAUCCAGAGACGCAGAGGAAGCCAACUACAACUGCAGGCAGUAGUGUUGGUGCCCAGAGCUUCAGCACCGACUGCUCGCUCUCCCCCUCGCCCUCCCAUGACUUCAACACCAACUAUGACAACGAGGAAGGGGAGGAGCAGGUGACGGUGGACCGGGAGAACUCGUUUGAGGAUCUGGAGCAGUUCCUGACCCAGCUGGACUGGGCCCCGCCCCACGGCAACAUGGACGACACCUGCUCUGAUUCAGAGCUGACCUGUGAUUCGUCAAUGCAGCCGGAGCAAGAUGAGGGCCACAUCUCAGAGCUGGAGGGGAGAGCAAUGAAAGAACACCUGAAGGCUGUUGUCAAAGACAUUCAUAUAGCUAUUGAUCAGCUUCUCUCACUGUGUUUGCUGUCCUUUGAGUGUCUGAACACAGCCAGCUCUAAGGACUUGUGCCUCGCCAGCAUAGAAGAAGCCUUCUUCACACCCCUGUGGAGCGCCCUGGUGGCUCUUUUCAGGAAGGUCCACAGGGAAAGAGAGCUGGCCUUUGAGACCAGUUUGAAGCUGUAUCGGGAUGCUUCACCUGGAGAUGUUGGUGUACCUUUGAAACUGUUUCCCCAGGACCCUGGCGCAUUGCAAGGGUCCUACCCAUACGAGUCUGCUGUUCAGGAGCUUAAGCUUCUCACUAAAGACUGCUGUCCACAGAGGAAGUUGGAAUGUAUUGUGAGGACAUUACGCCUGAUCUGUGCUUGUGCUGAGGACUACAGAUGUCUUCAUGAGGUCGACUCAACACCCAAAACAGCUGCCAUCGGUGCAGAUGACCUGUUGCCCAUCCUGUCCUUCGUGGCUCUACGGUGCCAGUGUCCACAGCUGGUAUCUGAAUGUGCUGCUUUGGAGGAGUUCAUUCAUGAAGGCUAUUUAAUAGGAGAGGAAGGCUACUGUCUGACCUCCAUGCAGAGUGCCUUGGCCUAUGUUGAGUCGUUGCACACAGCAGGAACUCACCUUCCCGCAGACAAGUUCGUUUGAAACAGGCUGCAGCAGUCAGAGAGUUUUCCUGCUGCACUACAGAGAGACAACAGCUGAACCUGCAGCUCCCUGCAAGUUGUACAGACGCAUGUUAUCUUGUACAUACAUACUAUAUAUUUAACAGAAGGACUUCCUUUUCCUCCAAAAUCAGUGCCUAGGGAGUCCUGCCUAACCAAAUCAGACCCUGCAUGGGGCCAAACUGGCCUUUACUGGGUCCUCCUUAAAUAUCCCUUUUCAAACUGUAAAGAAGUGUUGCAUUGCCUAGCACUGGAUUGUUAAAGGGAUUACUGUAUGUGGUUGAGAUUGGAGUUAUCUUAGGGAACCUUUUGUAAGUGAUGCCAUUGAUUUAUAUGAAUGCUUACAGAGGAAUAAUCUGCAGAUGGUUUACAAAUGUAUUCCCUUUAUUUUCCUUCAUUCAGGAAACAAGUCAAAUCUGUGGGAACUAAGAUGAAAAAGCACUACUGAAGUUGUGUGUGAAUCAGCCAACCAUGUGUGCUCAGACUGAUAUUUGUCUACCUUAGAAUAUGCUAAUAGUGUUUCAUUGUUUUAGGAAAUCCUCGGGAAGAUCAGAACACCUCAGACUGAUAUUACAUCAAAGAUUUUUUUUAAUCCAUGUACCCUUUGGCAUUUUUUUUUUUUUUUUUUUUUUUACUUUUUACAAAUUACAGGCAGACUCAUAAAUAAGACUGUGUGUGUGUGAGUUUGUAAGUGUGGGGAUGAGUUUUUUUUAAGACUUGUACAAAAAUUCAUCCACAGACUUUGAAUUGAAUAUAUUAAUGUAUGCACUUUGGGCGUCGAGGCAUUCAUGGGUGACACUACACUGGGUGAUGGCUUUGAGUUCAGUCAGUAGAUCUAUUUGCAGACAGAUGUGCCUACGGAUAGAAACAGCGAUUGUCAGAUGUUAUAUAAUAGAGACGCAGUGAGACGCCGGAGGAGCACAAGAACAACUGCUGUGGAGAAAAACCUUGUUUAUAACAUCUGUCACUAUGUUUGCAUGUAACAGCAUGUUGGCUAACAUUUAAGUCAGUCAUACAGGAAUACAGUUUGGUAGUACUGUAGAUCGUAGUAAUACUGUUGCACUUUGUUAGUUUUCGCCACUUUUCCUGACGUGUGUGUGUGUGUGUGUGUGUGUGUGUGUGUGUGUGUGUGUGUGUGUGUGUGUGUGUGUGUGUGUGUGUGUGUGUGUGUGUGUGUGUGUGUGUGUGUGUUGCUUGUCAGACCAUUUGCAAGUCAAGCCACUGGGAACACUGGUAUAUGUGACCAUUAUCUUGCCAUUUUAACUUAAAAUAUAUCAUCAUAUAACAGUUAAUUUACUUUUGCUUCUCUGUCUGUGCACACUCAUGUUUGUGUUUGCCUUUUAAUUCUUUUUUUUUCAUUCCAAGGUGUAAAAUCAACAAACUCUCCAAAGGAAAGCAAAAACAUAAUUUCCAUUUGUACAUUUUUUUUUUUUUUUUUUUUUUUUUUUUUUUUUUAACCCAAUGUCCAUGCUAUUCUUUGAUGUCUGCAGUUCCCCAUAAUUUACAACCACUGAACCAUAAUUUAAAAGAAGCACUGCAUGCCAACCUGUAUAUUUGAAAAUGGAUUAUCCACAGGUAGUUAUUGAGGUGAUUAGAAAAUACUAGAUGCAUGGUAUUGAAGGGAUUGUUUUAUGUAGAUUUGACAUGACAGACUUCAGACUUCUACUUUUUUAAUGCUUUUCUCUGAGCCCUUGAAGCUGUUUGGUUUUAAGUAUGAGCACACACUGAAAUGAGUUCACGUGAAAGAGUCUUUUACUUUUGGAUUUUUUAGCCCCUUUACUGCAAAUGAUGUUUACUUAACUAUUUUCUAAAGCAUGCUGUUCUUUCAAGUCUUAAGUGUGUUUUCAUCACUUCCAGGUAUCCAUUGGUUUCUAUAUAGUGUACAAAUCGUCUUUUCAAAGAAUAGAAACUUGCUUUGUAUUGGUCCCUUUGUGUUACAGUUGCACUUGAAACUCAAAAUUAACUUCAGGUGUGCUGCUGUGGUGCAUGCUGGUGCUGCCAGUAAACUCAGACAUCCGAGACUUGCAGUAAUGUAACAACAAUGUGUCUUUACACAAAAAUGGUUAUGAUGAUGAUGUGAUCACCAACCUAAUGUUAAACAGGUUUCAAGUCUUUGUUGUAAUGUACUGGAAUGAAUGGAAACUAACAGCUAACAUUCACUUAUCUUUAACUAUAGUAUGCUUCAGUAGAUGGUCUGCAGUGAUUUAAACUAUACUUCAUGUGUAAUAAAUGGGCUAAAAUAUGCAAAAAUAUUGUUCAGUUUGUGUAUUGAAGACACACCUAAAGCAGACUUUUCCUUCAGUGUCUGUUCUCAGCUCAUUUAACAGACAGAAAACUUAGUUUUAUACAUUUUCAUUUCAUUGUGUUUGUCUCGUUUGCUUGCUUGAAUUGACUAUUGAAUAUAUUUUUUAUUUUGUAUGGGUCCAAAAGAUGUGAAAAUAUGUCUUGAGAACAGUGUUGGGUUACUACUACAUACAUUAACACCAAAAACAGAUUGAUGUUUAUAUAAAAACUUUAUAGAAUUCUAAUAAAAAUGGGAGGAUGCUGUGACAUUUUGCAAAGUGGAUUAAGCCACUACAUUAAUGUAAAUGAUUUAUUGUAUAGUUUGUGUUAAUUUUGAAAACUGAAUGUUAUUUCAUUAUUAAACUGUUUUACUGUGAAUACUUGGGAAUAAUAGGAUGAGAAUGAUGAAUGUGUGUGUUUGAGUCAAUAAAGACUGCAGAGAAAUGUUUAAAUCA
Molecule: messenger RNA, 4865 nt
Organism: Thunnus maccoyii (southern bluefin tuna)
Lineage: Eukaryota; Metazoa; Chordata; Actinopteri; Scombriformes; Scombridae
Gene: vps9d1
Product: VPS9 domain containing 1
Exons: 17
Coding region: 26-2110 (694 amino acids)
Biological process (GO): vesicle-mediated transport
Cellular component (GO): cytosol; endocytic vesicle
Molecular function (GO): guanyl-nucleotide exchange factor activity; small GTPase binding
Source: RefSeq, a predicted model, not a curated record